CAUUUCCGAUAUACCUCCGAUCCAACACAACACAAAACGUUUUACCCCCUCCCAACCCUCCGCAACAACAGCCAUCGCAGCAAAAGGCACCCACUCGUCACAACUUCAAUACAUACAAGGUAGUUAAGGAUUUGGAGGGAUGCGGCUUCACCAGAGGGCAAUCGGAAGCGAUAAUGAGAUCAUUGGAAGCGUUAUUGAAUAACGGUUCGAGAAUACGUUCGCUCAUGUUGUCGAAAGCAAGCCUUGAAAACGAAUCGUAUUUAUUUAAAGCAGCACUUUCGGAUUUUCGAACUGAAAUCCAAAUCAACCGCAAAAAGAAUAUGACCGAGAUGAAUUCUGAGAUCGUCGAGAUUCAAAGGGAGGUUUCCCACUUGAAACAGAAACUUCAAGAAGACAUCGCGACAAUGAAAAAUAGUGUACAAUUGGAUCUUAACACGAGGAAGGUGAACGUGAGGGAAGAACAAAAAAAGAUGGAGAUAAAUAUUCACGAGUUGAAUAACAAAAUCACCAUCGCAUGCGGAGAUAUCAGAACUGAGAUUGAAGCGAUAAAAUGGGAAACAACCAGAAUGGCUUUGAGUAUGUUCUCUGAUUCAGAUCAUUCCGUGAUGACUCUGAUGUGUCCACUAAAAAUAAUUUUAUUUUUAUAG
This is a messenger RNA of Acaulospora colombiana, 647 nucleotides long. The record is from the annotation of a GenBank genome assembly. Lineage: Eukaryota; Fungi; Glomeromycota; Glomeromycetes; Diversisporales; Acaulosporaceae.